Molecule: messenger RNA, 2969 nt
Organism: Gryllus bimaculatus (two-spotted cricket)
Lineage: Eukaryota; Metazoa; Arthropoda; Insecta; Orthoptera; Gryllidae
Source: the annotation of a GenBank genome assembly
AGGGGUACUGAAAUGCUUGUGCUGUGAUGGACUAAGGACGCUGAAAUGCAUGGUGCCUAUGAAAAAUGAAAUUAAAAAUGAAUUCGUUAUGAACGUGUUGUAGAAUGAUUUAUUCUGGGUAGGUGAAUUAGGCGAUUUGGUUUUCCCGCCGGUGUUCGUCUUGCUCUCGCAGUUUACGCGCAGCGAACGAAACUUCAGAUUGCAGAUUGAACGAACUGAACCGGGAGUACUUCAAACAUUAGUAAAUAAACCAAAUUGGUUGCUAGGCAGCGAAAUUGUUGACAAUGUCAUUUAGGCUUUUUGGCCGUAGAUUAGCAACUGUUGUGACGUAUCGUCAUUUAGCACAUCCUCUGUGUUACUGUUCACUUCUUCAUGUAUCGUUUCCGUUUGUCAAUGUCCAGAAAGCAACUGUUAAUCCAAGCAACCGGAAUAUUUUAAUUUCUGAAUAUUCUAAUGAAAGUAGUGCAAUUUCUGGAAAUCUAACACUUGCAGACUAUGAACGUAUUAGCGAGGAUACUCUUGAAACGUUGACAGAGUAUUUUGAAGAGUUAGUAGAAGAAGGAGCUCAUCUGAAUAGCCCAGAUGUAAUUUAUGGAGAUGGUGUCUUGACUGUACAGUUUGGAGAACCAUAUGGAACUUAUGUAAUUAAUAGGCAAUCACCUAACCUCCAGAUUUGGUUGUCAUCUCCUACAAGUGGACCAAAACGUUAUGAUUUUCUUGAUGGCCAUUGGGUUUAUCGACAUGAUGGAGUAUCACUUCAUGAUUUGUUAAAUGAGGAAAUUUCAAAAAUCUUGCAGCAAUCUGUGGACUUCAAACGUUGCUCUUACAGUAAGCCAGAGAAACAAAAAUGAAUAUUGUUUUUAAUUUCAAAUUGGAAUAUAGUUUCUGUGUGUGAAACUCCAAGGCAAAUCAAACCUCAGAUAUUUACAAUGAUGGCUUUGUUGUUGGAAGUAUUGAAGGUCAAAUUUUAGUGAACAAAGGUCCUGAACUUGACAUGGUGUUGGUACUGGAGGAAUCUUACAGUUGAAAUACAAGAUAAUGAAGUAUUGAUUUCAUAAAUUUUUAAGUCUGCAUUCUGUUUCUUAAAAACUCCAAUCAUGGAGAUUAUGGAAGAUGGAAACUUGAUGGAUAGGGUACGGAUCUUACUACAACGUGAUCUUGAAUACUAUGAAGCUCAUCAGGCAGUAUUACAAGAAAAUUUGUGUCCUGAGGUUGUCGGUGGUAUGCUUGAUUUUCCACAUUAUGCAAGUUUUGCUGCUGUCAAACUGGCCUUGUGGUGGGAAGAGGCUUGGGAAGCUGCAUUUCAGCGACCGUCGGGAUUGCUUGCAUUGGGUGCUGAUGAUGCUGAAGAUUUCUCUGAUGAUGGUAGGGACUGUUAUUUCUGAGUACUUAAUGCACCAGUAAUCAAGUUCUGCACUGUUUUGUAUGGCUAUUUUGUAAAAAUUUCAGAAUGAAAAAUGGCCUUCAAGAAAAGCGAACAAAUGUAGUUUAAUUUUAAUAAUCACCGAGUUAUUUAUUCACUAAUUGAGUUGUGCAUGAUGAUUAUAGCAUGGAAACAUAUAUCAAUCUUAAAGAAUGGAAAUGUUUUAGAAUGUGAAUGUACAAUGUUGUUGAGAAAUAUUACAUUGUUGAAUAAAAAGCCUGAUAUGUUACAAUGUUAUUCUUUAUUUGCAAUAGCAUUGUUGAGUAAUUUUAUUUGAAAAGUCAAGUAUCACUUCAUUUUUAAAUCAUUAGUGGAGUUAUUGAGAAAUAAAUGAUAUAUGCCUUUUUUAAUACAUAAAAUGUAUUUUGACAAUUUUUUUUGUGGUAGGUACAUGGACAGCACCCAGUAAAUAAACAUAAUCAGAAUAGUCACCCAAAUCACAUCAGUUCAAAGCUUUAUAAAUCUAUGUUAAUUAGAAUUGUCGUAUUUUAUUUUAUUACAUACUUUUGUGCAAAAUGAUUUGCAUGGGUGACAUGCCUCCAAAAUCCAAAAUUUGUUUCCUUAGAAGUUUAUGUCCUCUGAAUUUCAUCAGGCUAAGUUAGAAAUUUAGAAAUAUAUUACAAAAUUUGACCAAAAAUAAUGCAUGGCAUUUGGAAAUGGCUAACAAACUUUAAAGAAGAAUGAAUUAUUACAAAUAUCAAUAUUCCUGAUUUUGCUCCAAAAGCAAAUAAGCUGUAUAUAGUGACAUGGUUCAUCAAAGAAAUAAGGGUGGGUGUUGUUUCCCAGAAAACACUGAAAGAACAAAAACAGAUUAUCAGUUCUGUUAUUCGACCCUCUAUCCAAACAUUGUUGAACAUGUAAACAUUAAAAUCUCAUUAAUGUAUAAAAAUAAGAGGCACAUGUGGUUGUUUGUCCCACUUUAACUUUUUAUAUCUAGAGCAGCAGCUCUGAAAUUUUUCACAGACACUUUUGAAAUACUGAGACAAAACAGUUGGUUUGCUAUCCCCCCAUAAUAAUUCUUCAGGUACAUCCAAAAAUUAGUGCUACAGUGAGACUGAUCAGGUCUAGGAAGGGCAAGUAAUGGACAGGAAGGCUGUCAAAUAGAUUCUGAUAAAUACACAUGCUUUGUCAGGUAAUUGGCUAGUGUGAUAAUCAGAUAAUGUCUCCCAUAUAUCAACUUUAUAGGAAUGAAUAGAGCAAUGAAAGCAAAUGCAAAGCUAUAAGUAUGUGCAAUAAGCAAUAAGUAACCCUCUCACAAAUGCUGAUGCCAUAAUCCAUUGGUAGUUGUCUCAUUUAUGGCUUCCAUGCUUUGAAUGUUUAUUGAUCUAGUUGCCUUUGGCAUUGUACAUGGUCUCAUAAUUUAAUUUUUGAUUGGUCACUUUUUUAAAUUAAUUACACCAGUCUGCUUAAUGUUUUAUGUCUACAAUAUUUUAUGUGUUUUUCAUGUUGAUUUCAAGUUGCAAUCCGUAUUUACACAUCUGCUCCAGUUUUUCCUGUAAAAGCUUAUACAUGUUUUUGGCAUUUGUGGUCUUUAUUAAAUGUUAAU